Molecule: messenger RNA, 2542 nt
Organism: Aphis gossypii (cotton aphid)
Lineage: Eukaryota; Metazoa; Arthropoda; Insecta; Hemiptera; Aphididae
Product: wee1-like protein kinase 2
Exons: 1
Coding region: 753-2249 (498 amino acids)
Biological process (GO): protein phosphorylation
Molecular function (GO): protein kinase activity; ATP binding
Source: RefSeq, a predicted model, not a curated record
GUUAUUUAUUUGUCAUCGGCCGGACGGCGACCAACUUUGUACCUAGGUAGUAGGUACUCUACGGAUUAGUUAAAAUAAUUUACAGUCUCCGUACUCCUUAUCUUUUUAACUUUUUUUUACUUUGAAUACCUAGUCAGUAGUCUAUAGUGGCAUUGGUGACAAAAUAAUUUGGUUUUGAUGGCCGUGAUAAAGUCUGUGAUCUGACUGAACGCGAACUACCAAUUUUACCACAGCAUCGUUAGAUCGCCAAGACGCCGAGUUUGGUACGUGUGGUCGAUCGUUGACAUAAGUUCCGGAAAAGCCGAAUUCAUAAAGUGACGACGUGAAAUCUACGAAUUUAUUGCAAUAUAGGAAUAACGAAGAACACUGGAAACAUAUUUUAAGUUGGUACGAAAAAUCCACAUUGUCGUGUUGAUAAAAUCUGAUCUAUAAUCGCACGUACACACGACUGACGAGUAGUGGCGACAGCACGACAAGUCGACAACAACAACUGAGUUACCUACAGAACUGCUACGGUCUACGACGGGAAACAGGGAACGUGCGGGUUUGAGAACGACGGUCGCAAGUAGGAGUUCUAAAAAAUAUUUUAACGAUCGUCUUUAGACUUGGACCACGUAUGCUAUUCACUAUUCGCAACGUCUGUGUAGGUAGGCACCUUGAAUUUUCCAAGUGUAUUGUUCCGAGUUGGUAGGAAAAACAUGAAAACAGUAACGAAACAGUGUAAAUCUAGUGCCUAAACGAAACUCACCGUCAUGGAAAUUUCCGUCGGUAUUUUCGGCGUUUUUCUCGCGUUGUUGACGGCCGUGUAUUAUUUCGUGAGGACCAGAUCGUUCGGAGGAUUGAUCGCCGACAGUUUGCCCUCGUCGACGACACCGUUGACCCCCGUCACCGUUCCGCGAGCCCGGCGAUCGGCUUCGCGCCUCGGAUCACCACUGCUUCCGACCGCCACUAACGGCGGCUUGUCGGCCAGAGUUCCCGAAAAAUUUCGCGUGUCGGUAAAUCCGUUCACGCCGACCGGUAUCGAGAUUUUGAAAAACAGAAAGAAACGCUUUCCCGGAUCGAAUGACCGUAACGUCCCAAGUCUCGAGAGCGGCGGCGGCGGCAGUGACGACUUCGAUCAGUCCACCCCCCCUUGCAAAACAACACCCGUUUCCGCUCACCCGUCCGUCGUCAAACGUCUGUUGAACAGCGGCGAGGUGACCAACGUCAGUAUACGCGAACUGCAGACGUCCCGAUUUCACAAAGAGUUCAGAAUAGACGAGUUCAUCGCCACCGGUAGUUUCGGCGUCAUAUACAAGUGCACAAAUCUGUUCGACGGAAUACCGUAUGCGAUUAAAAAAAUCAAACAGACGACGUACAAGAGUCCGGAGUAUUUGGUCCGCAAGGAAGUGUACGCAAACUCGGCGUUCGGGCGACAUCCAAAUUUGGUUUCGUACUUUACGGCGUGGUACGAGAAGGGUCACAUUUAUAUUCAAACGGAAUUCUGCCAUGGCGGCACCCUGGAGCGCAUGAUUCACGAGUCCGAUCACGUGUUCUGCGACAACGCUCUAAGGCGAUUGCUGUGGCACGUGUGCAAUGGUCUGGCUCACAUUCAUUCCAAAAAACUUGCACACUUGGACAUAAAAGCAGCAAACAUAUUAAUAUGCAAAAGUAAUGGGGCGUUGGUGUUUGCUGACGAUCUAGACGACGACGAAGAAAUAGUUGACAAAGAUAUUGUUUACAAGAUAGGUGACUUUGGGCAUACAAUAUGUGUUGAAGAUGUCCGAAGUAUUGAAGACGGUGAUUCUCGCUAUUUACCUAAAGAACUAUUACGUGACGAUUAUUCUCAGUUGCAAAAAGUCGAUGUGUUUUCUACCGCACUUACAGUAUACGAGGCUGCAACUCGAAAACAUUUACCUAAAAAUGGACCAGAAUGGCAUCGGUUAAGAAAUGGCGAAUUUUCGUUACCUCAAACUAUCUUUUUAAGUACGAGUCUAGAAAAAUUGCUGAAAAAAAUGGUUGAUUUAGAUCCUUCUAAUAGGCCUAGUGCUUCUAAAGUGGUUAAUCUAUUGCUCGAUAGAGGAAUGGCAGCUACUAAGGAUCAAGAUGAAAUGGAAGCAUUGAAAUUAAGUGCUCAAUUCCUUGAACCUUGGUUAGUCAAUUUAAAACCGUCAAGAACAACAUUAUCAGAUAGAGGUACAUAUUUAAAGACUGACAAUUGUAGAAAAAUUGAAGACUAUUGUUUCAAUAAUAGCAAAAAAAUUAAUUAAAAUAUUUAACCUUAUAAAGUUAUAAAGUUUGAACUUAGAGAUUUGUUUUUAUUUAUUUAUUCAAAUUUAACUGUUAAUCAAGACAUUUUAAAAGCAAUGCUUAGUUUAAAUUAAAAAAAAAAAAAUGAUUAGUAUCAUUCCUUUUAUUUGUUAUAUUUUAUAGUUAUGUUAUUAUAUAAAUGAAAAGACAUGACAAAGCAUUUUCUAAAAAUGUUAUCUAUUUAAAAAUCUAAAUUCCAACAAUUUACAAAAUAUUUUAAAUUUUAACAUAAACUUAUAUAUAAAUAUUAUUG